Pogona vitticeps (central bearded dragon) is the source of this 2876-nucleotide messenger RNA. Lineage: Eukaryota; Metazoa; Chordata; Lepidosauria; Squamata; Agamidae. The record is from RefSeq and is a predicted model, not a curated record.
UACAUGAACCAACUUAAUUGAAUUAUCUUUGCACUGUGAUUGCAUUGUGCCUUUAUUCUUAGGGGAAACAAAGAAGCAUAAAUGCAUGUUUGCCAGCUAAUUUUACCACAGACUCUCACUAGAUGGCAGCCUAUAACCUAACACAGGAAUGAGUUCUUAAAAGUAAUUUGCCAGCUCUCCUCACUACGAUUCCCAGCAUGCGGUGUGAGAAAAAGAGACCCUGCCCCCUGGUCAAAGGUCUCCCAAACGCACAAUCGCUGGAUUUCUGCAGAUGCACCAUGGGGCGGCUAGAUGGGAAGGUAAUCGUAGUGACAGCUGCUGCACAAGGAAUCGGCCGAGCUGCAGCAAUAGCUUUUGCAAAGGAAGGAGCAGAAGUCAUUGCUACUGAUAUCAAUGAGUCAAAUCUCCGAGAACUUGAAGGCAAUGCAGGCAUCCAGAUUCGCUUGCUAGAUGUCACCAAUAAAGGACAAAUUGAAGAGCUGGCCAAGGAAGUGAAGAAAAUUGACGUUUUAUGUAACAUUGCAGGAUUUGUCCAUCAUGGGACAAUUUUGGAUUGUGACGAAAAGGACUGGGACUUCACCAUGAAUGUCAAUGUUCGCAGUAUGUACCUGAUGAUCAAAGCCUUUCUGCCCAAGAUGCUUGAGCAGAAAUCUGGCAACAUUAUCAACAUGUCAUCCGUGGCAUCCAGCAUCAAAGGGGUUGUUAACAGGUGUGUCUAUAGUACCUCAAAGGCAGCAGUUAUUGGUCUCACAAAGUCUGUAGCUGCUGACUUCAUUGCACAUGGAAUCCGAUGCAACUGUGUUUGUCCCGGCACUGUUGACACCCCUUCUCUAAGGGAAAGGAUCCAGGCUAGUCCAAAUCCAGAACAGGCAAUGAAGGGCUUUUUGGCCAGGCAAAAGACAGGCAGAUUUGCAACAGCAGAAGAAGUAGCUCACCUCUUUGUGUAUUUGGCAUCUGAUGAAUCUGCAUACGUGACUGGCAAUCCAUGCAUCAUUGAUGGUGGCUGGAGCAUGUAACUUGGUUUCUGGAGUAGCCAUUCUCAAAUGAAAAAGGGCUCCUUGGACACCGGAGGACCAAAAGGAGAAGCUCUCUUGAACAGAGAUAAUCAGAGACGGCACCACUUUAAAUGGCUAAAAUGAGAGAUGAGAGAUCUGUUGCCAACUAUGUCAAAGAUAUUAAUACAACUUUUCCUGAGGGCCUUUCUACAGAAGAUGUUGAUUGCACUUCAUUUAUGCCCAAUAUGCAUGGCUUAGCUCAAGACUACAAGAUCCCUAGGUCUUGCAUCUUUCCCCAAGAAGGGGACUGAGAGGACCUGAGAACUUGCACAGGUUUUUGUGUCUUUUCCUUGCCUUAAUAAAGGUAUUGUGCCAACAGGGGCUCUGAAAUGUGUCUUAUGGCCAGCUUGGGUGACUCUUGCAUUUUGAAUCCACCAAAGCUUUACAAAAUAUAUUUUGCAACCUGGAAAAACAAAACAUUUCCUUCUUCCUAGCCAUACUCGUCUGUAAGGCUAGAAAGUCUAACAUUUGAACACUUUCUCUAAGAACCCUAUAGACCUUUAUAGACCCCCUAGAAAAAAUCAAAAGCCUGUGUUCAUCACAGUUGACAUUAUCCUUGUAAGGAUUUCUUUCAGAGUGAACCAAAUAUUCUGCACCUUCUACAAUUAACUCUGUUUUUCCGAGUAUCCUUUAAGUUCCUUGCCCCAUGCAAAGUAGAUAAACUCAAUGCCAAGAAGAAUCUUUACUUUUCUCUCCAUUUACCUAACAAACAAGUACGCACAAGCAGAUAUAUAUGUGGUGUGUAAUAGUGUUUUUAUCUAUUAUAUCAAAAAAUGUAGUUAUGAAAACUGUAGUUUUCCAAAGUGCUUCCAAAGGAAGCAAUAAGCACUUAAUAAAGUAUCACAAAAGUAUAGUAACCAAGUUAAAAACAUAGUUAAAUCAUAGCUAUAGUAGCAUCUUAACUUCUAAACCAUAAGCAGUCACAUAAUAACGUCAAGUAUGUUUAUAUAUUUUUAUAAAAAUUCUUACCACCAUCACCAGCAGAUUCUCAUCUUUACAGGUGUUUUCUUCUCUUUCUUUGCUCCUUGUCUAAGGUUUUUUAGGCUGUUUUUUAUACAUUUUAGUUGCUUAUUUACCUCUCCAACUCCCAACAAUUGAUGCCUGCUGGUGAAGCAAACUGCUAACCUAAUAAUCACAUACUGUACCUUAAAAUCUCUAUGGAAAGCUACAUUAUGUUUGCCAACCCAGCAAAUUGCUAUCUUAGCAAAUUGCAACAAGAUACAUAAUUAGGAAGGUAAGCAAUGCAUCAUCUAGUUCUAGUGGGUAUUUAACACACUAUUCUACAUUGUAACAUUUCGUAUACUGUGAGCUAUUUCACAUACAGUACUGUACAUAAUACUUCUUACACAGGCAUUAUGCGCAACCUUGACAAGUCACCACUCGUUAUAUGAUUAAUGGCAGGCAACAACUUCAGCACAUCCACCCCAAAUCUUGUAACAUUUAAACACACAAAAAACCUUUUUUCAAGCCUGUACAUUAUUCCCUAGGGCAAUAAUAGGUGUUUAUAAACAAAUUUAGUGCUAAGGUUUUCUAAAGUGAUGAAUAGCAGCAAGAUCAAUUUACUGUGAGUACAUAAAAACUGAUGGCCUAGCAUUUUAUAAGAUAAUUUCUAGCUUGUUUUUCCUUGUUUUGCUUUAUCUUUAUUCUAGUAACAAGGUUACAGACAACAUUUUUUAAAUUUUCUUUUUAUUAUUAUUGUUUAUAAAAUCCAUCGUGUCACCUGGGUUCAGCUUAUAAUCAUUUGUUAAUGCAGCUACAAUGCAUAUUAAGCUCUUAAUCUAUGCAAUGUGCUUCUAAUAAAACAGGUUCCAUGUUUGAUCA